AUGGAAACAAAUAAACGCGUUCAGUGCUGUACCGACCGGUGCACUGACUACGCGCAUGCGUGUAUCGUCGUCGUGAACAUGAACAUCGAUACUGAACGCUUGAUCACCGAAGUUCGUCUUCGUGAACCACUCUGGGAUUUAGGCCACAAGUUAUAUAAAGACCGCGAUGCCAGGCUAAAGGCUUGGAAGGAAAUAUGUGAAGCAUUAUGUCCGAAUUUCGAUGAAAUGUCUCCGACUGAGCAAAAAAAUUUCACUCGGGAUGCGUACACAAGAUCGAAAACCGCAAUUAUUAAUACGAAGUCUGGAUCUGGUGGUGGAGAUAUAAAUAAAAAGGAUAUCUACUAUGGUCACAUGCGAUUCCUCGACAAGAAACACCCCGUCGAAGUUGAGGACUCUCUAACUGCAAAUGGUUCCCAGGCAAAUAUUUCGUGUCGAGUCACGGUUAAUGACCCUAAUACGUCUGGAAGUAGUGGUGGCAGACCUUCGAAACCAUACGAAGCAUCUUCAGAAAAAACAAAGAAACGAAAAAACAUGGAAUUAAUACAAGAGUACGGAUUGGACUGUGUGCUCAAUGCUUAUGCUCAGGAGUUACGGUCUAUGGCUCUUGGGGAACUUGAUGUAAAAUUUAAUUUUCCUCCUAGAAAUAUAUUUAAUGUCGACGAGACAGGGAUCACGUCUGUGCAAGAUUCGGGCAAAGUUGUGGCAGAGAAAGACCAAAAGCGUGUCGGGUCGAUAACCAGUGGUGAAAGAGGGCAAACAGUUACAGCUGUCUGUGCAAUGAGUGCGACGGGAAUAUUUGUCCCACCCAUGCUGAUUUAUCCCCGCCAGAGACAUUCUGUAGCACUAGAAACAGAUGGACCAAGAGGUGCACUCUACCGCUGUUCAAAAAAUGGUUGGAUAAAUGAAGAUUUGUUUGUGGACUGGUUGAAGCACUUUGCAAAUCAUGCGAAACCUUCGGAAAAAGAUCCCAUUCUUCUCAUUCUUGACAAUCAUUCCAGCCAUAUAUCACUAAAAGCUUAUGAGUUCUGCAAAUCAAACAACAUCGUGAUGCUAAAGGCAUUCCAAAAAGUCGCAACAAUCCCCAAAGCGGAAGCAGGGUUUAAAGCAGCGGGAAUAUAUCCUUAUAACCCAGAUGUAUUUACCAAAGAAGACUUUCUAGCUGCAGAGUUUCUUAACAGCAAUGAUUUAACUCCACAUUCUUCAGAACAUCGUGAUCGAGACAACAAAACUCCUGAAUCUCAACUUAUGACCAACCAACAAAAUAAAAUCUCUGUCUGCAACAUUCCUGACAAUUUAAUUUUACAUUCUUUCGAACAUCGUGAAAUAGACAACAAAACUCCUGAAUCUCAACUUAUAACCGGCCCACAAAAUGAAAUCUCCAGUCCUGAAACUGUCUGCAGCAGUCCCUCUCUUUUAAAUGAGACCACUCAUGAUUGCCCAACUAACUCUUUUUGGAUGGUAGAAAGUCUGUCCAACCUUGCAUUGGAAAAAAUUAAUAGCGAGACUUUUUCAUCAAUGACUUUUACUACAGCGACGCCUACUGCCAUAGCUGGCUUUUCUUUCAUUGGCUUACCUAUCACUGCAGUAAAGACAACUCUAGCUUGCUCUUCUGCCUGCACUGAUACUUCCAGCUCUGCAUUUUCAACAACUACAGGCACGUCUAAUUUUCUGUCUAUUGCUUCUUCUAAAUGUUUGACAAAUGUUAAAGAUCUUCUGCCAGUACCCAAGAAAAGCAUAGAGAAGAGGAAGAGUAACAGGAAACAACAUGCCACCUACAUAACAGGAAAUAAAAAAACAGCCCACACAGUUAAAAAAAGAAUUCUUCAGGAGAAAAAUAACACAAGCAGCAGUUCGGAAUCUGAUGUAGAGAUGAUUGACUUAUAUAAAUAUACAGAUAUUGAAGAAAAUAGUGAUUUGGAAAACAAGUGUGUUCUAUGCGAUGAUUACGGGAGAAAUAAUGAGCUCUGGUACAGAUGUGUUAUUUGUGGGUUGUGGGCACAUGCUGAAUGUACGGGUAGUGAUACACCGGAAAACUACAUGUGUGAUAUAUGUAUCAGAAAAGCU
This is a messenger RNA of Brenthis ino (lesser marbled fritillary), 2064 nucleotides long. Lineage: Eukaryota; Metazoa; Arthropoda; Insecta; Lepidoptera; Nymphalidae. The record is from the annotation of a GenBank genome assembly.